GAAAUUGAGGAAAUGGGAGGAAGAAAGCUAUACAGGCGGCGGUGCUUUGGGGAGGGUUUCCAACUGGGCUCCAAAUUAUACGGCUGAAAGAGGCUUGGCGAGGAAAGAUGAUAGCGUGCGGGAGCAUUUUGAAUUGGGCAAACAGAGGAUUAUUGCCCGGUAACACCUUUUCACUUCACAUUCUCUUCCAUUUCUCUGCUUUUCACAAUGAACCGCAUAGUAGAAAAUCAGGGCUCAAAAGUAGCAAGAAGCUUGAUGAUGAUCUUGUUCUGUACCGUCGCAUGGUCCGGAUGGAACCCCGCCCUAAAAUCAUCCAGUUCAACCAAAUCUUGAAUGGCAUUGUGAAGACGGGCCGCUACAGUGACGUCGUCUCUCUGUUCAGAGACAUUUUUGCUUCUGGCAUUGGGGUGGACCAGUACACGCUGGGCAUUGUUGCCAACUCUCUCAUCCAUUUGCACCAAGUAGAUUUGGGUUUUGCUGUCUUGGGCACCCACUUGAAGCUCGGCCUUGUGCCCAAUGUCAUUUUGUUCAACACCUUACUCAAAGGGUUGUUCCUUCAAGGCCGGGUUCGAGAUGCUAUUUGGCUGUUCCAGAAGCUAUUGGAUGAGAAAGUGUGCGAGCUAAGUGAUGUCACAUUUCUGGCACUAGUCGAUGGCCUCUGCAAGGCGGGACACACCAGCGAGGCUACCAAGUUGCUUCAUUUGUUUGACGAGAAAGGAAACUGCAAGCCAAAUGUACGUGCAUAUAGCGCUGCUAUUGAUUCAUUGUGCAAGGAUAAAAUGGUGGACGAUGCCCUUGUCCUGUUAGCCAAGAUGACUGAAAAGGGCAUUCAUCCCAAUGUUGUGACCUAUAGCUCCCUAAUUCGCGGACUCUGUGCAUUCAGUCGAUGGGACGAGGUCAAGGAGUUAGUGAAGAGAAUGAUGCACUAUAAUAUUCCUCCCAAUGUCCAUACAUACAACAUAUUAGUUGAUAGGUUUUGCAAGGAAGGAUGGGUCAGUGAGGCUGAAAAAAUCAUAGAUGCAAUGAUUCAAGAAGGUGUAGAUCCCGACGUAAUCACGUAUAAUGCUUUGAUGGAUGGGUACUGCAUAAAAGGAAAGAUAGACAGUGCAUUGGAAGUUUUAAAGAACAUGAUACAGAGGGGAUGCGAACCUAAUAUUUGGACUUACUCUAUAUUGAUAAAUGGGUAUUGCAAGAGUGAGUGUUUAGAUAAGGGCAUGCAAUUGUUUGAAAUAAUCCCUAGCCUUGGUCUAAAGCCAACGUUGGUUACCUACAACCAUAUGUUGGAGGGUUUAUUUCGAGCAGGGAGAUGUGAUGACGCUGAGAAGCUUUUUAACAAGAUGGUAGAAAAUAGAGAAUAUCCAAAUCUUGUCACCUACAAUAUUAUUUUGGAUGGCUUCUGCAAGAACCAUUGUGUUGCUCAAGCACUCUCUUUACUGAGGAUGAUGGAAGUUAAAGGUCCUAUCCCCGACAUAGUUAGCUAUACUACCAUCAUACAUGGACUUUUCAAUGAUGGAAAGUCAUGCACUGCGAUAGAACUAUUCAAUUGCCUUCCAUCUAAAGGUCUGCGGCCAGAUAUGAUAAGUUAUGUAACUAUGAUAAGGGGACUUUGCCAAGAAGGCUUGCUAGAAGAUGCAAAAGAUAUGCUCAAGGAAAUGGAGAAAAAUGGUGUUGUUCCAGAUAGUGUGGUAUACAAUGAACUGAUCUAUGGGUUAAUGAAAAAGAAUGAGCACUGUGAUGCUUUAUUACUUUUGGAGGAGAUGUCAAGACUUGGAUUCUCACCUGACAAAAGAACUUGUGAAAUUUCACUCGAGUCAAUCAUACAACAAGGACCGGAUUCCACUCUGCUGCAUAUGCUUCUGAACAUCAAAGAGAAUGAUUAAAUACCCAUAUCUUGGAUCUUUUUCUAAACCAAAUUGUACUCUGUAUCAUUCUCUGUUUAGGAAUCUUGAAUCUUUUUCUGGACCAAAUUGUAUAUUCUAAUUUACUUAAAACCGAAAAAUGACUAAACUACAGUUACCUCCUCCAACUUAAUUAAUAGAGUUUAAAACUGCUUCAACAGUAAUUGUUGCAGUUGAGUGUAUCAUGUGAUGAUUGCUCUGAGGUAGUGAGGUGCUAUACUUUCAAAAGAUUUUCUUACCCUGGUAAGGACUUAAUGUAGUGUUGAAUUUUAGUAGAACAGAACCAAGUCUACUGUUCUUGGAUUCGGACCUUCGAACUUAUGCUUUGUUCUGUAUUUUAUGAACUACACAAAUAUUCAUAUCCUUGGCGUUGGGGUUUUUUUUAACCUUACAAUGCAAGGGAACGGUGUAACGGGUUUGAUGCUUGAUAUGUAUGAUCUGAACAAUGAUAUUUGGUUUUGCCAUUCUUUUGGAGGAAAAUGCAUGCCAAAACUACACUGCUCUUUUUAUUUACUUUAUUAUACCUUUAGCCCGUGGCACAUUAUCGGAUGGGCAGAGCGUGGCUGCUUAGCCUCAAUACGUCUCUUGAUUUGGCUUUUUAACGGAGCAUCCAACUUUUCCAUAAGAAUUGGAACAAAGAAAAACCAACUUGACGAGAGAUGGACACAAUCAACUAGAGAUGCAAGAGAAAGGAGAAAAAGAAAUACUUCGAGAAAAAAAGACAUAAAAAGGUAGGUAUUUU
Messenger RNA from Cuscuta campestris, 2640 nucleotides. Lineage: Eukaryota; Viridiplantae; Streptophyta; Magnoliopsida; Solanales; Convolvulaceae. The record is from the annotation of a GenBank genome assembly.